UGUUUAUAUUGGGAGAAGUGGAUAAGAGGAGACAGAUGGUGGUGGAAAGUGUGAGAAAGAGGAAGGCGAAAAUGGAGAAGUAUUUUGGAAAUGCUUAUCGUGGUGACCCCGGCGUGCCCCAUUCGGACCCGGAUCGAUUCGUCAACAUUUGGGUCGGAUCCGCUCUCUUCGGUGUUCUCACAUAUUUCAAUCCCUAUAUGUGGCAGCUCUCUAAUCAGUACAAUUGGCAUGACAAAGCAAUGUUAUUUGAGCAAUAUCACUGGAAACAGGCAAUGAAGAAGAAUCAGCCUUAUGAGUUCCUGUGGAACAAGACCUGGGACAGGGUUCACCGAGAUCAUUACUACUACAACUGGCCUAUUUACUUUCCUUAGGUUCCUUCUGUUUCAUUUCUUGCAGACAUUGUCUUAUCUUUACUUUGGUUGCAAACAUGGAUAAAAUUGUUGCAAGCACUCUGGAGUAUGACAUUUGAAUAUGACUUUAAAAUGUCCAGUCCGCGUGAUGCCUUUGGAUUAUUGAGAUGUGUGUGUUUUAACUACAAAAUUAUUUAAAAUACAAAUCGUGUAAAAAUAAUGACCGAAACAUAAGGUCAGGGUAUGUUUGUUUCUUG
This is a messenger RNA of Abrus precatorius (Indian licorice), 607 nucleotides long. RefSeq lists its product as uncharacterized. The coding region runs from base 36 to 371 and encodes 111 amino acids. The record is from RefSeq and is a predicted model, not a curated record. The transcript has 3 exons. NCBI's taxonomy places the organism in Eukaryota, Viridiplantae, Streptophyta, Magnoliopsida, Fabales, Fabaceae.